Dentiscutata heterogama is the source of this 315-nucleotide messenger RNA. The record is from the annotation of a GenBank genome assembly. NCBI's taxonomy places the organism in Eukaryota, Fungi, Glomeromycota, Glomeromycetes, Diversisporales, Gigasporaceae.
AUGUUCAUUAAUACACUUGUAGAAGGAAAAAUCUCAGUAAAAGCAUUAAUUGAUACAAUAUCUAAAUAUAAUACUAUUAGCAAACACUUAUUCGAUAAGCUUGAAUCUGAUUACGGAUUAGAAGGUAUAGUUGGUGAUGUUCUGAUAGGUGAAGAAAUAAAAGGCUUAGAUUUACAGUUUUGUAUUAAAAGAAAGUGGCAAAGUUUAGAUGGUAUGAGCAUCCUAUUAUUCAAUGAAGAUUUUAACAAAGCCAGCUCUACUAAAAAUAAUUUAUCUAAAUCAAUGGAAUCUAAACCUGGUCUAGCUCAAGAGGAG